AUGCUCAAGGGGAGGCUCCGCGUCGACCCGCGCGCGCGCGUCGCGCUCGACUGGGUGGCGCUCGCGGCGCUCGUCGCCGUGUCGAUCGGCAUUGAGGAGGCGGAGCCGUUUCAUCAGGAGGUGACGAAGAUGACCGACUUGCGGUACGAGAUGUCGCGCGUGCAGCCGCAGAGCGUGCCGUCGUGGUCCGUCGUGGUGAUGGCCGCCUCGCCGCUGCUCGCGGUCGCGGCGUGGUGCUUCGCCGCCGUCCCGCCGACGCGGCGGGGCACGGAGGUGCACGCGGCGGUGCGCUCGCUGCUCGCGUCGUGCAUCAUCACGCACGUGCUGACGAACGUGAUGAAGGUCACGCUCGGGCGGCUCCGCCCGGACUUCUUCUUCCGCUGCUGGCCGGACGGCGAGGCCACCUACGGCAGCGACGGCGUUGCGGUGUGCUCUGGCGACGCGGACCUGAUCCGCAACGGACGGAAAAGCUUCCCCUCGGGGCACUCUUCGCUCGCCUCAGCAGGGCUGACGUGGCUGUCGUGGUACCUCAUGGGGCGUGCGAAUCCGCUCGACUCGGCAACGCGGGGACAGGGCGGCAGGGUGCCGCUGCUCGCGCUGGUGCUCGCCCCGACCUUCGGCGCGAUGCUCGUCGCCGCGACGCGCGUCCGGGACCACUGGCACCACCCCUCCGACGUCAUCGCCGGCUACUUCAUGGGGGUGUUUCUGUCGCUGGCGGCGUACGUGGCGUACUUCCCCGUGCCGUGGUCGCACAGCCCGGACACCGCGGGAGCGGGCCGCCACCGCGCCGCCGCGGGCGGCGACGGCGCGAGCAGCGGCGACGCAGGGUCCGUGAGCAUGCAGCGGUUCGACGCGGCGGGGGUCCCGGGCGGCGCGCUCGGGCCGCCGGAGGGAAGCAUGGCGUGA
Molecule: messenger RNA, 906 nt
Organism: Pedinophyceae sp. YPF-701
Lineage: Eukaryota; Viridiplantae; Chlorophyta; Pedinophyceae
Source: the annotation of a GenBank genome assembly